ACGUCAACAAAACAACCGCACUGUUCAGUGUUUCCAGCAUACUAAUCUCGAUCAUCGGACUUGACGUUUGUCGUACCCACCAUCGCCUGCUCGCGUUUCUGCAAACAACAGAGACUUCACUCGUCGUCAAGCUCGAUUGCCGUGGGAAAUCCCAACAUGCACUACGAGAAUUGGGACGUCCUGCUGUUUCCCGGCGGUGGAUCAGUGCCACUGAAGGAGUUCAGAACAGAUUGCUCUGUCAUCCCCGACUUUGAAUCCAAACCAGCACCUUGUUUGGGGUCUUUUAUUGGCUUGCCGGCUGUCCAUGGCUUCGUCCCCAGUCUUCACCGCAACAUGCCCCUCACGGUUUCCGUCUUUUCUUGGACAGUACCUCCAGUCAGCAACCCGAAUCGAGACGCCAACCUCGUAGUUUUUGCAGCCCGGGUGUACAUCGAUGGGGAUCUCGUCGCUGAGGACGUAUGGAAUCAAAAUCAGCGAGCACCUCUCACCAUCACUCAAAGUCUGAAACCGAACAAACAUGGUGACCGCGAUGUAAUCAGGUUCCCAGCGUUCAACGAGAGGUAUCUGCAAGAAAACGGCUGGAAUCCUGCCGCAUCUCUUGGCCGCAUCCAAGUUAUCAUCACGGAAGCGUACCAGCGCGACCCGACGACUUUGUCCCUGGACCCAAUCAAAAACGUCGCUGCGUUUUCUUUCUGUCACGCUCCACUAGAGACACUCGAGGAAGCUGCCAUUGCCUGGCCGAACCGACAUAUGUGGGAGAAUGCCACGCUGGCAUAUAGCUUUCCUUCCGCAGUCUAUUCGACAAACCACAGCUUGGCUUCUCAGCAAGGGCCUGCAAGACUCGUGAUAGAUCCGUCCCCACAGCCUUUGUCUUCAACUCCAGCACCUGCGACCUUGCCAGUCUUCCAAAAGACAGCGAACCCGCCACUCCGAGUUCAUUCGACAGGCAAUCAUCAUCAGCAUGCUGGAGGAGAGUCCCAGGGUCGUGGUAUCUGUCGAAAUCCAUCACGCACCAGCAUCUUCCCCGUCGUAGCCAGCACAGUGCAUCCAUCCGUCGUGCAUCAAGAUACCAGCCUGCCUACUCACGGCAUCGGACCAUUCAAUCCCAUGUUGUGGGGUGCCAGAUAUGCCGCAGGUCGGCUUUACCCAAGCGAUUCUUCUACAGUAGGUCAACAAGAACAGGAUGCAGAUUCCUCAAUUUCACUUGACGUUCCAACGUCUGCGACCGACAGCUCUGCCACUUACGUCGACGAUGCGAAGCCACAGGCUGCCCCGGCGGCGAAAAGGAGCAUAUCAGACCUUGUGUUGUCGAUGUCUGACGAAAGAAAUCCUCUAAGAAGGCACCACAUUCCGAUUCCCGCGAUGGGGGUCAGGUCUCGCAAAGAGUGUCGACCUGGGCACCACACCCUCGAGCCAUUGACGACAACAUCCCGCAGAGCAUCACGACGCCGGGAGCUGUCGGACGCGGGAAGACUCAUAUCGCGCCUAGACGAACAGAACACGCCUGAGCCCAUGUUCGCGUUGAUCGAUCCCGUCAAUACUGUCAAGCGCGCUCCGUCGUUGGGCACGCCAUCAAAGAAACAGUUCGCGGCCGCGAAGAGUGUCCGGCGGUCCGUGUCAUUUGAUCCAGUCAUCAAGGAUAUCGAAAGUGAGCGGUCGCAACCUGCCACAAAGCCGAGCCAGUGUAAACGCGACUUCACACCUCUUGAUGUUGCAGAAGUUAUCGCCCAAUCUGAUCAAGGCCACUCCAGCCCCAUCCUGUGAUCACUGAUUGCAGAGUCAGGAACCAUCAGGCGCUGAGAUAACAAAAGACAUACACGUUAAGCAUGACUAGUCUAACCAAGAGGACUCACUUGGUAGCAACGGUUUCCAUCUUAACUCGGUCAGGGGUUAUGCUGUGCAGCUUUGGAUUGUGGGGUUAUUUCCACGAAAGACAUGGAUAGUUCUCAGCGAAACGACAAUGUCAAUCGCUUACCGCAAGUAGCAUUCUUAUAUCACUCGUAGCAGAUGGAAUUGAAGACAAUUACCCAC
Messenger RNA from Colletotrichum phormii, 2031 nucleotides. RefSeq lists its product as uncharacterized. The record is from RefSeq and is a predicted model, not a curated record. Lineage: Eukaryota; Fungi; Ascomycota; Sordariomycetes; Glomerellales; Glomerellaceae. The coding region runs from base 157 to 1764 and encodes 535 amino acids. The transcript is spliced from 6 exons.